Molecule: messenger RNA, 1212 nt
Organism: Dictyostelium discoideum AX4
Lineage: Eukaryota; Evosea; Eumycetozoa; Dictyosteliales; Dictyosteliaceae
Product: protein phosphatase 2C-related protein
Exons: 4
Coding region: 1-1212 (403 amino acids)
Molecular function (GO): metal ion binding; cation binding; protein serine/threonine phosphatase activity
Source: RefSeq, a predicted model, not a curated record
AUGAGCACAACAAAUACAGAUAUGAUCGAUUCAUCAAGCGAUAUUAAAGAUGAAACCAUAACUCAUAACAAUGACACUGUAGAUACAACCAAGGCAACAGAGAUUACAGCAGACAAAAAUUUAGAAGUUUCAAUAGAUAAAAAUAAAGAAAACAAAAAUACAGCAGAUGAUAAUAAAGAGAAAGAAAAAGAAAAAGAAAAUAUAAAUAAUAAUAAUAAUAAUGAUACUACUAAUAAUAAUAAUAGUAACAACAAUAAUAAUAAUACACCACCAAAAGAAUCAAAUAACACAACCACUACCACCAAAAGUGAAGAAAGUAGUUCAGAUGAUACAUAUAAUAGCGGUACUGGUGAUGCACCAUCAACACCUCAAGUAGCACAUCAAACCAUUCAACCACAACAAGCACAAUCUACACAUUUCACCACAGAACCAUCAUCAAAGACUCGUUCAGUUCGUGACUUUGGUGUCUCCUUUGAAAAGAAUGCACGUUAUAGAAGAACAAUGGAGGAUGAACAUGUUAUUAUCGAUUGCUUUGGUGGUGAUGCAAACCAAGGUUAUUUUGCAAUUUAUGAUGGUCAUGGUGGUAGAGGUGCUGUAGAAUUCACUGCUAAAACUCUUCAUGUUAACCUUUUAGAUGAAAUUAAUAAAUCCCCAGAAGGUGAUAUUUUAGAACUCUUUAGAAAUAGUUAUCUUUUAACCGAUAAACAAAUGAAUGAAAGUGAAAUCCAAUUCUCUGGUACUACAUCUAUUACCGCCUUAAUUAGAAAAAAUCCAGUUGAUGGUGAAAAAUAUCUUUAUGUUGCCAAUGCUGGUGAUGCCCGUGCAGUUGUUUGUCAUAAUAAAGUUGCAGAAAGAUUAUCAUACGAUCAUAAAGGAUCUGAUCCAGAAGAAGUAAAACGUAUUGAUGCUGCAGGUGGUUUUGUAUGUAAUGGUCGUGUUAAUGGUAUUCUCGCUGUAACCCGUUCACUUGGUGAUCACUCAAUGAAAGAUCAUGUCAUUGGUGACCCAUAUAAACGUUCAAUUAAAUUAGAUUCUGGUCAUACUCAUUUAAUUUUAGCUUGUGAUGGUCUUUGGGAUGUUACAAGUGACCAAGAUGCAGUGGACCUUAUUUUAAAUGAAACUGAAGCACAAAAGAUGAGUGAUAAAUUAUUAUUACAUGCAUUAAAGAAAGGAAGUACCGAUAACAUUAGUAUUAUCGUUGUUAUUUUGUAA